CUCACCGUGGAGUCUCUGUGGCUCAGUGGAAGAGCAUCGGAGCGUGGAAUCCGAAGGUCUGAGGUUCGAUUCCUCAUGGGGACUCAGAAUUUUUCUUUGUCCCACGCUCGUGACAAGAUGAAAAACAUCUUUCUUUAAAACAGAGGAUUGUUCCCUAUCCUUUGCUCAAAGUCCGAUCCAAAGUUUAAAUAAUAAUUCCGACCCAGGUUCCCAACGGACAGAGAUAAAAUAAGAACUCUGUGACUCUUCCAGCUGAUUGAUUCAAUUUCAAUUUGCCUAACGAACAACAGCGUUUACGUUCGCGUGUAGAGUAAAAUUCGCCUGUUCAAGUGAUGAGACUCGUUCCUUGACUGUGAUCAUCAGAUUUUUCGUUACUUUCCGCGUGGAUCUUGAUUUCUUGCCACCAUGGAUUCGGAUUUGCUUGUGGACUUACAACUUCAGUAUGAUUAUUUAUUCAAAGUUCUGAUGAUCGGCGAUUCUGGCGUGGGAAAAUCAUGUCUUCUUCUUCGUUAUGUUGAUUUCGCCCACAGAGAGGCAUACCUUAACACAAUUGGAGUAGAUUUUAAAAUAAAAACCAUCAAGCUCAAUGGGAAAAGAAUUCGUCUUCAAGUUUGGGACACUGGUAAGUGGAUAUUGCGUAUGGCGGUGAAAUUUAAUACGGUAGAAUACAUAACUGACAAUUUUUUUCUCAACUUUUAAAUCCAAGGGUAAAUAUGUACCUGAAAUCGCCUCUAGGGCUUCGUUUCAACAUGAUGUCUUUGUUUCGCUGUGUUUGUUCUCUUGAAAAAUUAAUGGCUUCCGAGUUGUUGCUUGAAAUUCAAGAACAUUGCUUGUUGUUAACGAUCGACAGUCAGCCCUUUUAUCUUUCACUGCACAAAAUUGCGGGAGAAAAUCUACCAGCGCUUUUAAACUACUUUAAGAAGCACGCUAAUUUUCAGCAUCCUUCGAACAAAACUGUUUGCAUUUUUAAUAGCAAUUCUGUGGCACCCUGAAGAUGUUGUUAAAAGAACUGACGUACAGAUUUGUUGUUUGCGUUUUUCUUUUCGUAAACCGAAAGUAAAUGGAUUAGAAGAUCACGUUGCGAGCUUAGAAAAAACAAUGCUGAUCAGUCAAAUUCUUUGAUAAUUAUUUAAUUUUGCACACAUUACGAAUUCACGGUACGAAAUUUACAGAUUGCUGGUGUUGAUAAACACAGGAAACUGUAUUGUGCGUGAGUGUUUGACUUCCUUGUAAACAAAAGAUUUCCUGAAGAGUAAACUAGAAGCAGUGAAUAUUUCUAGACCUCGAUCAAUUUGCGCGAAGGGUAAACAACACCGAAAUAUUCGAUCUUCAUUAUCCGUUGAAAUCUGCGCUCCGUCAUUGUGCCAAUUAGUGGGAAAAUGUAAAUUCGUACGUACUCUUGGUAUUAAAAACGAUAAAUUUAUUAUUUUUUGUACCGUCGCUCUAAUCCCUAAAUGAGAAAGAAAGCAAAUUGAUUGAUUGCAUUUGGAAGAAAAAAAAAGGAUAAUCUACAAAAAAUGUCGGAUUUAUAGUGGAAAAACGAAGGGUGAUUCAAUUCCUCUAUGUCUGGAAUCGAACCCAGAAAAAUUUUUGCAUGUUUUCUCUUGCAUAUGAAACUACGAUAACAGUUGUCAGAAAUGUGAUUCACAGAUAGGCUGGCAUAUAUCAAAAGUUAUAUUGUGAAUAUUUGGUCUCGGUAAAAAUCGGACAGGACAUUUGUAAGAAGUCUGGAUAGAACUGGGGAAAUCUUAGUUCAAGUAUGAUCAGAAAAUUGAGAUCGUUAAGACGAGGCACCUGCAGAAAUAAGCCAUUUGGGCUUUUACGUGCAAUCAAAUGUGAUAUUUUCUCGUCACCUGAUGGAUCAUCGGGGACAAUGUGUGUCAAUGGAUGGUAAAUAUUAGUGAAUAAUAAGCAGUUCUUGAACAAUUAUGCAUAAGAGGACAUUAGGCUAUCAACUUACAAAAGGAAAUUUAUGCACUUAAAGGAUUGUUUCUAAAACAUUUUGGCUGUGUGGGAGUUUGUUGUCCUUCAAUGACAGGAAAAUUUUUCAUUCUGGUGAAGGCUACGUCUUGGCUAUUUGUCUAAAAAUGAAGCAAGGUCAGGUGUUUCUUUUGAUUUUGGUACAAUGUCACAAUGGUUUUUAGUAAGUAUAGAAAUUGUCAUGGCAAUUUGCACAUUGAUCGCAAUAAUUUGAGGAUUUUUUAAAUGGAUUUAGCCUUGAGGUUAAAGCAAAACUUUCAGUCUACAUAAAUCAAGGUAAAACCUGAAAAAUUCAAGUUCAAAAUUCUUAAACUGUUCUUGCUACCCAAGACCCUGUGUUACUCUAAAGAAAACAAACCAUAAAUAUACAUGGGCACAGUAGUUCCAUGUUUCAAAGUGACAAAUGGAUUCUAUCUUAACAUGUGUUGAAUCAGUUGUAGAUCAAAAUGCAGGUAGGACUAAAAAGUGGCACACAGGAGCAGCUGAGUGUAUCACUGAUGUUCUCAUGACAUUUUGACCUCUACUGUGAUCUAUUGCUGUACAGACUGAUAACAACAUGGAAUCUAUUCAUAUUUCUUUAAAAAAAGAGCUGAAGAUGUUAAUGGUGAUGUUAUCUGUGUGUCUGUCCUCCAAAAGAUCAUUAUUUAGAACCAAUCAAAUUGUUUGAAUAAGUGAGCUUAUUGUGUAAUCUUAUUCCACCAACAUUUCAAAUUUUUGGUUUGGAUACUUAAAAUUUUGUUAACACAUAAGAAAAAAAACACAAAAUUGAACCAAUAAUUCAGAAGUUUUGUCUUGAUAUUUAAUUGAGAGUCAGUAUUCUGAUGUUUUAUACAACUGCACAAAGUGGAUAAUUUGUGAAUAGAGUACAAAUCUUCUCUGCUAUCGUACAGUUUGUUAUUUUUGUACUGUAAAAAAAAAUCUGUUUAACUAGUUUGCUACAUGUUCCAUGUUUCUCUAUCCCCUUUGCUUUUCUGGCCUUCUGAGAAAUGAGCAGAAACACUUAGCAGCAGUUAGAUAAUAAAUAACUUAUUAAACAUUUUGAUGUGUGAAAUUGCUUAGUGAUUUUACUCAUUGAAAGAAUUUUGGCUCGCCCUGCAAGACUCAACAAAAGUAGGCACAACUCAUGAAAAUCCUCAGCGAUGCUACACACCAGAAACAUCUAAUAAUAUAUAUUUAUUUUGUUGCAGCUGGCCAAGAAAGAUUUAAAACAAUAACAUCCUCAUACUACAGAGGAGCGCAUGGGGUUAUGAUAGUCUAUGAUAUUGCAAGAAAAGAAACUUUCUCUAACCUCAAUAAAUGGCUGAAUGAGGUAGAAACGUAUGCCAAUCAAGGAGUCUUGAUGAUUCUGGUCGGCAACAAGACAGACCUUAAUUCACAUCGUCAAGUUUCCACCGAAAGUGGUGCAGAGUGGGCUGCUCGUAAUGACAUGCCUUUCAUAGAGACAAGUGCUAAAGAUUCUUUUAACGUCACCGAGGCUUUCACAAUGCUUGCUGAGCUGGUAAAUAAACAUGUUAAAGACACUCAGACAGAGCAAAGAGCAUUUGUGUUGGGGGAUAAUCUUGAUCGUGGAAUUCGAGCAGGAGAUGGAAAUGAGAAGGAAAAGUGUGGCUGUAGUAACUAG
Molecule: messenger RNA, 3601 nt
Organism: Pocillopora meandrina
Lineage: Eukaryota; Metazoa; Cnidaria; Anthozoa; Scleractinia; Pocilloporidae
Source: the annotation of a GenBank genome assembly